Molecule: messenger RNA, 2160 nt
Organism: Carlito syrichta (Philippine tarsier)
Lineage: Eukaryota; Metazoa; Chordata; Mammalia; Primates; Tarsiidae
Gene: WSCD2
Product: WSC domain containing 2
Exons: 9
Coding region: 58-1752 (564 amino acids)
Source: RefSeq, a predicted model, not a curated record
AUCCCCUCCCAACCUCCCCAGCCAAGCCUCGGCGAGCCAGUCCGGAAUGACCCCGCUAUGGCCAAGCUGUGGUUCAAAUUCCAGCGGUACUUCCGCAGGAAACCCGUCCGCUUCUUCACCUUCUUGGCACUCUACCUGACCGCUGGGAGCCUUGUCCUCCUGCACUCUGGCUUUGUGGGCCAGCCGGCGGUCUCCGAGAACCAGGCCAACCCCGUCGCAGGAGGCCCGGUGGAGGGUGCCGAGCUGCCCUUCUUGGGCGACAUGCACCUGGGCAGAGGCUUCCGGGACGCAGGCGAGGCUGCGAGCAUCGCCCGCAGGUACGGGCCCUGGCUCAAGGGCAAAGACGGGAGCGAGAGAGCCAAGCUGGGUGACUACGGUGGAGCCUGGAGCCGGGCCCUCAAGGGGAGGGUCGUCCGCGAGAAGGAGGAAGAGCGAGCCAAGUACAUUGACUGCUACCUGGAUGACACACAGAGCCGGGCCCUUCGAGGAGUGUCCUUUUUCGACUACAAAAAGAUGACCAUCUUCCGUUGCCAGGACAACUGCGCUGAACGGGGUUACCUGUAUGCCGGGCUGGAGUUCGGUGCCGAGUGCUACUGCAGCCACAAGAUCCAGGCAGCAAACGUGAGUGAGGCGGAGUUCGACAUGGAGUGCAAGGGCGAACAGGGCAGCACGUGCGGCGGCGCCAACCGCCUCUCCAUCUACUGGCUGCAGCUGGCCCAGGAGUCGGCCCGCAGGUAUGGAAGUGCAGUGUUCCGAGGCUGCUUCCGCAGGCCAGACAACCUCUCCCUGGCCUUGCCUGUGACGGCCGCCAUGCUGAACAUGUUUGUGGACAAGUGCGUGGAUCUCUGCACAGAGAAGGAGUACCCGCUGGCGGCUCUCGCGGGCACCGCCUGCCACUGUGGGUUUCCCACCACCCGGUUCCCCCUCCAUGACAGAGAGGACGAGCAGCUCUGUGCCCAGAAGUGCAGCGCGGAGGAGUUUGAGAGCUGUGGGACUCCUAGUUACUUCAUUGUGUACCAGACACAGGUCCAAGACAACCGCUGCAUGGACAGACGAUUCCUUCCAGGCAAGUCCAAGCAGCUCAUCGCUCUGGCCAGCUUCCCGGGUGCCGGCAACACGUGGGCCCGCCACCUCAUCGAGCUGGCUACCGGCUUCUACACUGGCAGCUACUACUUUGACGGCUCACUCUACAACAAAGGGUUCAAAGGCGAGCGGGACCACUGGCGCAGCGGGCGGACCAUCUGCAUCAAGACGCACGAGAGCGGCCAGAAGGAGAUCGAGGCCUUCGACGCCGCCAUCCUGCUCAUCCGCAACCCCUACAAGGCCCUCAUGGCGGAGUUCAACCGCAAGUACGGCGGCCACAUUGGCUUCGCGGCGAACGCCCACUGGGGAGGCCAAGAGUGGCCGGAGUUCGUGAGAAACUACGCCCCGUGGUGGGCCACUCACACGUUGGACUGGCUCAGGUUCGGCAAGAAGGUGCUAGUGGUGCACUUUGAGGACUUGAAGCAAGACCUGUUUGUGCAGCUGGGCCGAAUGGUUGGCCUGCUGGGCGUGGCCGUCAGGGAGGACCGGCUGCUCUGUGUGGAGAGCCAGAAGGAUGGCAACUUCAAGCGCUCGGGCCUGCGGAAGCUGGAAUACAACCCCUACACGGCCGACAUGCAGAAGACCAUCUCCACCUACAUCAAGAUGGUGGAUGCAGCCCUCCGGGGGAGAAACCUCACGGGCGUCCCCGAUGACUACUAUCCAAGAUGAUGCUCCAGCACGGGGGUGGGGGGUGUGCUAGGAGUCCUGCCCAAGCAAGCCCUGGGGACCCGAGAGCCCCAGGGACCCCCCCCACAGUGAUCUGGCCUCUCUUUAGUGUGGGGACAGUCCCCUUGGCUGCAGUUUGCCUUAGUGAGUUUCCUGCAUGACAAAGGAGGCUCAGGGACCAUCCUACUCACAUGCUUCCCUUGGAGAGGUGGGGCAGUUGGUUGGGGGGGGCGUCCGGUUGUGUGGACCCUUUUCUGUCCUCUGUGUCCCUGUUCCCGCCACUCUCGGUUCCACUUGUGGGAGGGAGGGCUCGUUGUUAUCACGGACACAUGCUGGACUCCCCACGGCAGGCAUUGAGGACCUUGAUAUACAAGCUGGAGGGCCUUGUAUAAACAUCCUUUCUGGACCGAG